Molecule: messenger RNA, 867 nt
Organism: Botrytis fragariae
Lineage: Eukaryota; Fungi; Ascomycota; Leotiomycetes; Helotiales; Sclerotiniaceae
Product: putative mitochondrial carrier protein
Exons: 4
Coding region: 1-867 (288 amino acids)
Cellular component (GO): mitochondrial inner membrane
Molecular function (GO): S-adenosyl-L-methionine transmembrane transporter activity
Source: RefSeq, a predicted model, not a curated record
AUGUCGAAUUCACAUACAGAUGUCCUUCUUGCGGGAGCGUUUGCAGCAGUAGCUGUCGACCUUCUAGUAUAUCCUUUGGAUACUCUUAAGACCCGAUUUCAAAGUCCGGAUUACAAAAAGAUCUACUUUGAUGCAUCGAAACAAGCCAUCAAUCGUGGCUUACUUUUUCGAGGUUUAUAUCAAGGAGUCGGACCUGUAAUUUUGGUGACCAUACCUUCAUCAGGAGCAUUCUUCACCACGUAUGAAGGAAUUAAAUCCGUUCUCACCAAAGCAAAUACAAGCUUCGGUAGCAACAAUGCGCCACUGAUACCCCAACCUUUUGUGCACAGCGCAGCUUCGGCCGUUGCUGAACUGGUAGGUAUUGAAACAAAAUGCACAGAUGAUCCGUCGACCAGCUCACUCCUCAACAUCUGGGGCUUCUGUUACUAUGCAGGCAUUGAAGAAAUUCAAAAAACCUUCGCAAUUGUUCACGGAUACACGGCAUUAGCUGCCCGGAAUCUACCGUUCACCGCAAUGCAAUUUCCUAUGUUUGAGCACAUGAAAGAGUCGAUUAAGAACUACCGGAGGCAAAAUGGAACUAUGACCGGUUCGCUACUCGAAACAGCAACAAUAACAGCAAUCAGUGCUGGAAGUGCCGGAUCUAUUGCAGCUGUAAUUACAACACCCGUCGAUGUAGUGAAGACCCGGAUUAUGCUUGCAGCAUCAGGAGAAAACUCCGAGAGUGAGGCAAAGAAGAAGGUAGAGGAAGCCAAGAAGAGAGGCCAAUCGAUUGAUAACCUUGGAGGGAAGAAAAAGGGUAGUCUCACUAUUGCUCGGGAAGUGGUUGCGGAAGCUGGAAUGAAAGGACUGUUUCGGGGUGCUCUUUAA